Messenger RNA from Medicago truncatula (barrel medic), 1629 nucleotides. Its product is annotated as pentatricopeptide repeat-containing protein At5g15300. The record is from RefSeq and is a predicted model, not a curated record. The transcript has a single exon. Bases 1 to 1629 code for a protein of 542 amino acids. Lineage: Eukaryota; Viridiplantae; Streptophyta; Magnoliopsida; Fabales; Fabaceae. Gene Ontology annotation, biological process: RNA modification. Gene Ontology annotation, molecular function: protein binding; RNA binding.
AUGACGGGAAGCACAUUUUCCCGAGCAACGUCCCUACUCAACAAACUCUCAUCCAUAUCAGAACUAAAACAACUUCAAGCCAUAAUCACCAAAUCAGGUCUUCACUCUCACAUUCCCCUCACAACCAAACUCAUUUUCUUUUCAGCUCUUUCUCCAUUCGGUAACCUCUCACACGCUUAUUCUCUUUUUCAACAUUCUUCCAUUCUUAUCCACAACCCCUUCAUUUCCAACACCAUGAUUCGUGCUUUUUCUCAUAGUUGUUUCCCUCUUCAAGCCUUGCUUAUUUAUAACCAAAUGCUAAUCAACAACGUUGUUUCUGAUAGUUACACUUGCAACUUUGUGCUUAAAGCUUGUUCCAGAGCUUAUAAGUUGAUACAGGAAAGCGGUAGUUGUGAUGAUGAUAACCUUGUUGUUGUUUAUAAUAAAGGAACUGAAAUUCACUGUAGAGUUAUCAAAAUAGGAUUUCAAAAUGACCCCUCUGUUCAAAAUUCUUUGCUUUAUUUCUAUUCACAAUGUGGGUUGGUCUCGGUUGCACGCCAUCUGUUUGAUCAAAUUAAAGAUACAAGUUUGGUUUCUUGGAAUAUUAUGAUAUCAGCGUAUGAUCUUGUUAAUGAUUAUGAAUCGGCGGAUUACCUGCUUGAAUUGAUGCCGUGUAAGACUGUCGUUUCGUGGAAUACCCUGAUUGCGAGAUACAUUAGGUUAGGUGAUGUUCAGGCUGCCAGGAGAGUGUUCGGUUGUAUGCCUGAGAGGAAUGCGGUUUCGUGGAAUUCUAUGAUUGCUGGUUGUGUUUCUGUUAGAGAUUAUGCGGGAGCGUUGGAACUCUUUUCUGAGAUGCAAAAUGCGGGAGUGAAACCGACAGAGGUAACACUUAUAUCGAUCCUGGGUGCCUGUGCCGAAACUGGUGCACUGGAGAUAGGUCACAAAAUAUACGAGUCUCUUAAAGUGUGUGAGCAUAAGAUUGAAAGUUAUUUAGGUAAUGCGCUUGUGAAUAUGUAUUGUAAAUGUGGGAAUUUGAGCUUGGCUUGGGAAAUAUUUAAUGGGAUGAAGAUGAAAACUGUGAGUUGUUGGAAUGCUAUGGUUAUUGGUUUGGCUGUCCAUGGUUAUUGUGAGGAGGUUUUCCAAUUGUUUACAGAGAUGGAAGAAAGUCUCGGUGGUAGUAUUAGGCCGGAUCGGGUGACAUUUAUUGGUGUUUUAGUUGCCUGUAGUCAUAAAGGUUUGGUUGAUAAAGCAAGAUGGUAUUUUGAUCAUAUGGUAAAGCGGUACAAAAUUGUGCCUGAUAGCAAGCAUUAUGGUUGCAUGGUUGAUCUUUUAAGCAGAUGGGGUUUGUUGGAAGAGGCUUAUCAAAUUAUUAUGACCGCCCCUUUUCAAAAUAGUGUUGUGUUGUGGAGAACAUUGCUGGGUGCUUGUAGGACACAAAGUAACACUGAGUUAGCUGAGAUUUCCUUCAAACAACUUGCCAAAUUGAAGCAACUAAUAGAUGGAGAUUACGUUUUGUUAUCUAACAUUUAUGCUGAAGCUGGGAGAUGGGAUGAGGUUGAGAGAUUGAGGAGUGAAAUGGACUACUUGCAUGUUCCUAGGCAAGCUGGCUACAGCCAAAUCAAUAUGAAAGAAUCUGAUAGACUAUCCUGA